Aspergillus pseudotamarii is the source of this 311-nucleotide messenger RNA. RefSeq lists its product as uncharacterized. The coding region runs from base 38 to 211 and encodes 57 amino acids. The transcript has a single exon. The record is from RefSeq and is a predicted model, not a curated record. NCBI's taxonomy places the organism in Eukaryota, Fungi, Ascomycota, Eurotiomycetes, Eurotiales, Aspergillaceae.
AAUAGAGUACUAUUAGGAUACUGUAUGCGAUAUCCCAAUGCAAUGCACCCCGGAUAUACGGCUUAAUGUACCCCCCGUCGAUCAGCGGGGGGAUAUCCGACGACAUUUCCCAUCCCACCCACCAACAACCCCCAGAUUGCUAAUCCGCCAUAAUCCCAAUGGCAAUUCCCACCGGCAGAUCCAUCGGGGAGAACCUACACAUUCCCCAUGAAGGAACCAAUUCCGCUUAAAGCAUGCUUAUUCAACUCUUAUGCAUCAUCCGAUCUGCCCAAUGCGGGGUGUGAUGAUCCCCUCCUUUCUGGCAGUAUAUA